Molecule: messenger RNA, 996 nt
Organism: Anopheles maculipalpis
Lineage: Eukaryota; Metazoa; Arthropoda; Insecta; Diptera; Culicidae
Gene: qm
Product: terpene synthase
Exons: 6
Coding region: 30-989 (319 amino acids)
Biological process (GO): isoprenoid biosynthetic process
Molecular function (GO): prenyltransferase activity
Source: RefSeq, a predicted model, not a curated record
CAACCUUUGUGUUGUCCUUCAACGCAACAAUGUUUAACAUGAAUGAAUUCAACGAAAUUCUGGACAAAUGCUGUGAUAAAUCGUCCCAGAAAGAACAGGAUGAGAAACUACUGCAACCGUUGAAUUAUAUCGAGCAAAUUCCCGGCAAGCAGGUUCGAAUGAAACUUGCCCAAGCCAUUAACCAUUGGCUGUCGAUACCCAUGGAUAAGCUGUCGGCGAUAAGUGAGAUUGUCCAAAUGCUGCACAAUUCUAGUCUGCUCAUCGACGAUAUCGAAGACAAUUCUAUCCUCCGCAGAGGUAUUCCGGUGGCGCACAAAAUCUACGGCGUAGCGAGCACCAUCAACGCGGCCAACUAUGUUCUAUUUUUGGCGCUGGAAAAGGUGCAACAGCUCGGCCAUCCGGAAGCGACGCAGGUUUACACCGAGCAGCUGCUGGAGCUGCACCGUGGCCAGGGUAUGGAAAUCUAUUGGCGGGACAACUUUACCUGCCCUACCGAGUCGGAGUACAAGCAGAUGACAAUCCGCAAAACGGGUGGACUGUUUAUGCUUGCCAUCCGGCUGAUGCAACUGUUCAGUGCCAAUCGGAAAGAUUUCACCAAACUGGCCGCCAUUUUGGGUCUGUACUUUCAAAUACGGGACGAUUACAGUAAUCUGUGCAUGAAGGAGUAUUCGGAAAACAAGAGCUACUGUGAGGAUCUGACCGAGGGCAAAUUUAGCUUCCUCAUCAUACACGCGAUCCAGACACAGAAGUACGACAAGCAAGUUUUACAUAUUUUACGCCAGCGAACCCGCGACGUAGAAGUGAAACGGUACUGUAUUUCGUUGCUGGAAAAGUUGGGUAGUUUUCAGUACACACGUGACGUGCUUGAGGCACUCGACAAAGAGGCUCGCAAGGAGGUGGAAAGUCUUGGACCGAAUCCAAUUAUGGAGGCACUGUUGAACGAUUUGCUUAGCUGGAAGCAUGUGUCCGAAACAGCGGAGCAACCCUAAGCAUCGU